CCAGAAGGAGGAGCCAGCAUGAUCAUUCUUCCUUCAGGAAGGGCCGCUUGGAGAAGGAGGGAUGGAGAGCAGGACCAAUUCGUGCACGGAAGAUACACGAGCAGGCUUAUGGAAGCGGUUCCUCUGAGAAGCAUGGUCCUAGAGGCGCUCAGGCAGGUGAUGGGAGAGAGAUUGGUGAAUUGGAUGGAGGAUGUGAUCAUCGGGUGGCGAUAUGAUGAAGCCUUGGGUGCCAAGGUCUGUAAGCCGGCGAGGGUGUUCAUGAAAUUCAGGAUGGCUGAGUGGGAGGCAGGGUAUGUACCAGAGUUCUKCCAGUGCGGUACAGGGAGGCAUGYCRAGUUCCUCAACACUGCCACCAUCAAGAUGCUCCCGGAGGAAGGUACCCUACACGUCAUCACUAAUGACAUCGGCGUAACGAACAACGGCCAGGCUGGCCAGCUGCAGCUCAUGCUCAAUGCGGGUCUGAAUCCCAUCCCACUCAGAGCACUCGACGAAGAUUUUACAAUGGAUGAGGUCGAAGUAGCUCUUGAAAAGAUACUUACCACGCGAAGAUGCGACGAGGAACUGUCCUUAGGGGAGGAGAGGCAAGUGAAGACGAUCGUGCGAGAGAACAUGAAAAAGUGCAUCAGGAGCUUUCAGACGAAACACAUGCAUAUCACGGGCGAACCCAUUAACAGCGUGGCAGUAAGGAGCGAGAUCGAAUGGCUGACCAGUCGAUACCUAGUCUGUCCAACGGACAAGGCGCCACACACCCCCAUUUUCAUCUGCAUCAACUUCAUCAGGAGGUUGGCACUGCAGAGGCUCUCAAGAUCGGACUUCACACCGCUUCCAGACUCGCUGGAGCAGGAAGCGGCAAGGUUAGUGAGGGAGGCUGCUGCCUUCACUCAUAUUGGACACGAGGUGCUGCCGCUCCUGCACCUCAUGACAGUGUACAAGGUGCACAAGCAAUCAUUCCGGUGGAUCACGAACUCUGCAGAAUCAGUGCUCUCCCCAGUGGCGGACGUUUGCGAAAGAUUACCGAAGCUCCUAGCUGAGGAUGUGCGGGCCCUCUGCACAACAAGGAGCGAAGAGGUUCAUGUUGAGCAUGGGGUCAGACCCAACUUCUAGUGGCCGAUCUCCGCGAUUGGGGAGUUCAUUGCCAAUAUCCCGCAGCGCAUUUACU
Messenger RNA from Chara braunii, 1159 nucleotides. The record is from the annotation of a GenBank genome assembly. NCBI's taxonomy places the organism in Eukaryota, Viridiplantae, Streptophyta, Charophyceae, Charales, Characeae.